AUGAAUAUUUUUUGUGGAUUGUUAUAUAAGCAUAAUUCUUUUAAGCAAAAUAUUUUUAAUACUGUUAAUCAUAAGUCUAUUGCUGGUUUAGGUGGAUCUAUUUUUUCUGUUUUUAUGCGUGUUGAAUUAUCUUGUCCUGGGGGUUUUUUAUUAAGCGGUUCUGGUCAAAUUUAUAAUUCUAUUUUAACUAUACAUGGUAUUUUGAUGAUUUUUUUUAUAGUUAUACCUAUUUUAAUUGGUGGUUUUGGUAAUUGA
Molecule: messenger RNA, 255 nt
Organism: Gongylonema pulchrum
Lineage: Eukaryota; Metazoa; Nematoda; Chromadorea; Rhabditida; Gongylonematidae
Source: the annotation of a GenBank genome assembly